UUGUAAAUAAAUAAUAUAAAAGUAAACACACCGACGAGGUAAAUUGUGUUUACAGCAACAUGCAGCCUACAGCCGCACCUUGCAGUGACUUGUGUCGCUGCGGGAGUGGCGGGAAUAACAAAAGGUGUCUCUGUGCUCGAGGUUGGGCUCGCAAGGCGUUCUCGAACUCUCUGCUCAGAGGGGCUGAAUGGAACCAUUAAGGGGGUUUAAGUUCAAAUCUGUAAGGUGUUUUAAUAGGUUCCACUCAUAAUCUUUAAGGAUUUAACAAGUGUUAUAUCCAGAACAGGGUUCUUCUGUGGUUCUGCAUGACAGCUGCAGGCAGCAUGUAGAAGACAGUACUUGCCCCCUAACACAGCCACCUGACUUCAUCGAUGCUGGCCAUGCAGGACCAGAACUCUUCCACCUCCUCAGUCUCGGCGCAACGCAUCAACGCCUCCACGCCCACGCCCAGCCCCGAAGGGUCCUGGAUGGUCGUGCUCAGCAUGACCCUGGGCAUGGCCUCCAACAUCGUCGCCUUGGCGAUUCUGGCCAAGGCGUACGCCCGGCUACGCCGGCGCUCCAAGGCCGUCUUCCUGCUGUUUGCCAGCUUCCUGGUGACCACGGACUUCCUCGGCCACGCCCUCCCAGGGGCCCUGGUCCUCAUCCUGCACUCCGCCCCAGUCUUGCCGUCCCACCCCGCCUUCUGCCAGUUCCUGGGGGGCAGCCUUGUGUUCUUCGGCCUGUGCCCGCUGCUGCUGGGCUGCGUGAUGGCUGCGGAGCGCUGCCUGGGCGUGGCCCGGCCCCUGCUCCACGCCGCCCUCGUCACCACGCCGCGCGCCAGGCUGGCGCUGGGUCUGGUGUGGCUGCUGGCGCUGGGCGUGGCUCUGCUGCCCUCGCUGGGCCUGGGGGCGUACGCCACCCAGCACCCCGGGACUUGGUGCUUCAUCAGGGUGCUGGACCCAGAAGACGCCUCCGACCUGGGCUUCGUGCUGCUGUUCUCCGGGCUGGCGCUGGGCUCCCUGGCGAUGGCGCUGGCCUGCAACACGGUCAGCGGGGUGGUGCUGCUGCGGGCCCGCCUGCGGAGGAAGGCCUGCCCUCGCAGCGCCGCCAAGUCACAUGACAUAGAGAUGGUGGUGCAGCUGGUGGGCAUCAUGGUGGCUUCCUGCAUCUGUUGGAGCCCCCUGCUGAUCUUUGGACUGAUGUCUGUGACAAGCUCCUACGGCCGUGUUCAUGACGACGAGCAGAAGGGCUACUACCACGGGCUUCUGUUGACGGGGGUGCGGCUGGCGACCUGGAACCAGAUCCUCGACCCCUGGGUCUACAUCCUGCUGCGCCGAGCCGUCCUCCGGAAGAUCUACUGCAUCACCGGCCGCCACGGCAACGCCCUCAGGAGGAGCACCCUGCAACGCUGGGACAUCAGCUCCUUCCACAACUCAGAGAAGAAGUGAGGGAGGGAGUGCCCACCGGGAGGACCAUCAACAGGCCAUCAGACUAAAUGCUGUCAGUAUGCCAGAAAUCUGGAAACCCAAAUAUGUGAUAUAAACUGUUUAUGCCUAUGACAAACAUCUAAUUUCAUAGAUGUGUUACUUUCAGUGUUUUGGAAAUGAUGAUAUGCAUGUGAAGUGAAAAUGCAGAACUGUAUUCGAUCAGACACACCUCCAACAUGAAGUCACAGUUAAGAUGCUAUGUGCUGCCUAGCCAAAGGGAACAGGCUGUGCUCCAAUAGAAGAUUUAAGAUGUAAAAGACUUGAAGGAAGAAUGUGUCUGUGUAUAUAUAAUGUCUCUAUUUUCCCCAAUUGUCUGGGGACAUGAAGCAAUUUGUGUUGUGUUGCCUAAGCUAUGGAACUAAACUGUUUUACUAACAUAUCGUGUUAUGAAGUGUUAAUAACAUGGUGUUAGAUGAGCAGAAAUACAUUUAAAUGUAAAUCUAAAUGUAAAUAACAUUUGAUCCUAUAGGAAUAUUCCAAUAAAGGUUGAGUUGCUUGGUUAACUUUU
Messenger RNA from Osmerus eperlanus (European smelt), 1974 nucleotides. RefSeq names its product prostaglandin E2 receptor EP1 subtype-like. The transcript is spliced from 3 exons. The record is from RefSeq and is a predicted model, not a curated record. NCBI's taxonomy places the organism in Eukaryota, Metazoa, Chordata, Actinopteri, Osmeriformes, Osmeridae. Gene Ontology annotation, cellular component: plasma membrane. Gene Ontology annotation, molecular function: prostaglandin E receptor activity; thromboxane receptor activity. Gene Ontology annotation, biological process: adenylate cyclase-activating G protein-coupled receptor signaling pathway; positive regulation of cytosolic calcium ion concentration; inflammatory response. The coding region runs from base 372 to 1427 and encodes 351 amino acids.